This is a messenger RNA of Aquila chrysaetos chrysaetos, 1757 nucleotides long. It is a transcript of the gene MRPL23, whose product is annotated as mitochondrial ribosomal protein L23. Gene Ontology annotation, cellular component: ribosome; mitochondrial large ribosomal subunit. Gene Ontology annotation, biological process: mitochondrial translation. The transcript is spliced from 7 exons. NCBI's taxonomy places the organism in Eukaryota, Metazoa, Chordata, Aves, Accipitriformes, Accipitridae. The coding region runs from base 92 to 580 and encodes 162 amino acids. Gene Ontology annotation, molecular function: structural constituent of ribosome. The record is from RefSeq and is a predicted model, not a curated record.
CUCCUCCGCUCCAGCAGGGGGCGAGAGCUGCCGUCGCUGCCCCGCCGGGAGCCGCUCUCGCGCCGCGCUGCUUCCGGGCCGGGCCUCGGCCAUGGCGACGGGCGCCAAGAAGGCCGUGUACCCGCUGUUCCAGCUGGGCGGCCCGCAGCUGCGGAUCUUCCGGCCUAACUUCUUCAUGCUGGCGGUGCGGCCCGGCGUGCCGCAGCCCGAGGACACCGUCCAGUUCCGCGUCUCCAUGGAAAUGACAAAAGUGGAUAUCAAAAAUUACCUUGAAAAAAUAUACAAUGUGCCGGUAGCUGCUGUGAGGACCAGGAUACAGUAUGGUGCAAACAACAAGAGGAAUCACAAGAAUCAGAGAGUGAAGAAGCCGGAUUACAAGGUCGCCUAUGUACAGCUGGAGGGUCUCUGCUUUGGUGGGCAAAUUCUCCCUCCUGGAUUGUCUGUUUUAGGUUUUUGUCUGCAAGAGAUUAGGAUCAGGGGACCACCUUUUGGUGUUGUAUUUCAUCUCAGGGGACGCAAAGGUCAAAGAAGUAUAAGUGAGUUUGUGCCUGAUAAUCCUUCCAGCAAUUUUCUGACAUGAGGCUCAGCGGUGGAAGGGCUAACACUUGAUUUCAUAGGCCUAAUUAUGGUCAUUUAACCUCUCAUUAAAAUGAAUGGAGGCAAUUUGUACCACUCGAUGUGAUAACUCCUCCUACAGACUCGGAGAACAAGGUGUGUUUUCACCCUUUCUAACGCAAAGGCUUGAAAUCCAAGGGAAAAAUACCUGUUUGAUGCUUAGGUCACUUUUUAUCUAAGGAUGUUAGCAUUUAACAAAUGAAUCUUUAUAAAGCCUUGUAUAUAAAUCAGUUUAACAUUUGGGUAGUGCUGAAGCGAGAAUUCGAGUUGUGCAGGAGUAGAAGUUUAAUGGCUCCCAUUUCUGUUAUCUAAACACUGGGCCACACAUCUCACUUGUACAUAACCUUAGAAUUUGUAGGAAAAAGGAAGGUCUCUGGGAAGACCCUAAAUUGAGAAGAGCACUUCAUAAAAUCAUCAUGUUGCUUUUAUUUUUCAGGUGUUUCAGAACCGCCUCUCUGACUUGUUUUGUUUUUUUCUUCUUUUUUUUAACAUCGUAGGGGCUCACUUAGGUAUAAGGGCAUGUGGUGGUAGAGUUUAUCCUAGCAAAUUCCAGAGUAUCAGUGCAUCACCUCACAUUGGUGAAAAAGUUCUUUUGCUGGCAGUGCAGUAUCCACUUCCAAGACAGACUAAAUUAUCUGAGCAAAAUUACUUUUUUGCCGGUGUCUGUCUUUUUUAGAGGAUUUUCUUUUAGCACAGUUACAUCAGGUAGGAAGGUGUUCUUAUUUUCUACCCCUUUCUCUGUGCUUCUAAGUUAAUUAUGCUGGCAGAAGUUCUAAAGGAGGACCAAGCCCUAGCCUUUUUAGAGCUUAUUUCAGCUUAUGUGAAUUUCAGUAAUUCAGUAAUUAAAAGGAUGACCUUGGUUAAAUGCCUUGCAAAAGGUAAAACAGUGAACAAAUGAAAGGUUUAUGAAUAAGCCAAAAUUUUGCUUUCUGGUUGAAUAUGCCAACAUUUCAUGUUCUAGCAGUUUGUAAACCAGAUAAAACCCUAAUGAACUUGGUAGAAAUUUAGUUGUUUGCUUUAUUUCAUUUAGGAUUUCAUUCUGAGGAUGCAUUUAUCAUAUGGUUGUCAAAUGGUUGCUGUAUAGAAGGGAAAACUUUUACAAAUAAAAAGCAUAAGAAAAAGCAGCACUGCGUAAAGGAGUG